UAAGUAACGGAGGCUUGAAAUGUCACGGGUAAUGUUUUGUAUGUGUAUCAAGAAGCCACAAAGAAAGAAAGCAGGAAUCACUCUUUAGUGGUUUAAUCUCAAAGUACUUCGUGGUUUUAACAUUUAGGAGGAUUAUACAAAACGUUUUACUUAUUUGUGACUUUGAAAAAUGGGACGACGAUCCAUAAACACCACAAAAAGUGGGAAGUACAUGAAUCCUACAGAUCAAGCGCGAAAAGAAGCUCGAAAAAAGGAACUGAAGAAGAACAAAAAGCAGAGGCAAUUAGUACGAGCUGCUGUUCUUAAGGGAAAGGAUCCCUCUCAAAUCAUCGAAGAGAUGGAAAAAAUAGAUCAAAUGGAAUAUAAUGUUAUGCAGCCUCCUCCACUUAAUGAGAAAGUUUUGAAAGAUAAACGGAAGAAAUUAAAGGAAACCUUAGAUCGCGUUUUGAAAAUGUAUGCUAAAGACGAUCAAGAGAAAUGGACAGAACUCAAAGAACAACUAAUUCAAUAUGAACGUCGUAGAACAGAUUUAUUAUCAUACUUUGAAGCAGUAAGACACGCUCAGCAAGUACAAGUUGACGAAAUUCCAUUACCGUCUGCAGUCAGCGAUAUAGCUCGCAUAUACGCUAGUUCUUUGACGUCACAAAUUCCGUUACCGGAUAUGCCUGAACCAUCUGCUGCAAAUCUAUAUUCGCCUCAUCCUCACUUAGUUACCCAUCAUCAUCAUAAUCAUCAUCAUCCAUUAAUGAAUAUUCCAAUACCUCCUAGUAUUUUAAAAAAAACCAGUGCUUACGCCGUAACUCCCAUUAUUCCUAGUUUAGCCCCUAAUAAAGAACCACCCGGUGUUCCACCCUAUCCACCUGCGGAUCUUGACAGUGAGGAUGAAGAAUUUCUUGACAGGAUCGGCAAAGAGACUGCAAUACAUCAGAACCAGAAGUCCAGAACAAUACGAUUUGCGGAUGACAAAAGCACUAAACUGAAACAUGAUUAUGAUAAAGAUCAGAAAGAAUCAGAAAAAGAGAAAGAAAGAGAAAAGGCUAAAGUUAAACAGCCAACUAGUCUUCAGCAGAAGAUGUUAGCAAUGGCGGGACAAGAUAUUGAUCAAUUCAUGCGAGAAAUGGAGGUAGUCCACAAGAAGCGCGAAACUGAACGAGCUCAAGACCUAAAUAUACGUUUAUCUUUGCUGAAACCUGAUUUAAAAGAUUCAGAGAAAUUGGGUAGUAAGGGGGUUACUGAAAAAGAGACAGCUGAAGAUUCUGAAUCUUCUGUUGUGACAGUAGCGGCGGAUCUUUUAUCCGGAGCGAGACAACCUGUAAUGACUCAACAACAACAGCAACAGACUGCAUUGCCACUCUUGGGUCUUCCUCCACCUCCUCUUUUAUUUCGCCCUCCACCACCACCAAUGCAUCUCAGAAUGCCACCACCUCCACCACCGCGACAUGGACUCAGACUUCCGCCUGGUCCGCCACCAGGAAUACCUAGAAUGUUGCGACCCGGUCCUCCCAGUAUGCCUCGCAUGCCGCCUCCACCAAUGCAGAUCCCAAAUUUAAGUGUCAUGGUGAACAAUCAGUUACAAUCACAGACGACAGCGACGACGAGUAGUGCAGCGCAAUUCAAGACUCCUAAUGUCCUUUCUGCAGCCCCUCAAUUGAUUAACAGGAAGGAUAAAGAAGGAAAGAGCUCCUCUUCUACAAUCGAGGCAAAACCUCAGAUUCGAAAUUUGGCGGCAGACGUUACGAGGUUCCUGCCUACUUCCUUAAGAGUUAAACGAGAUGAUAAAAAGAAACCGAGCACUUUUCUUAGAAUAACAGAAAAAAUUUUAGAAGUUCCUCCAUUAAAAUCUAUAUCUAUACAGACAAAAACAAAAGAUGAUGCUUACAUGCAGUUCAUGCAAGAAAUGGAAGGAUUGCUCUAAAUUCGAUGCACUUUGUUGUACCCACAAUAAAUAUAUUAUUGAAUUUUAAA
Messenger RNA from Belonocnema kinseyi, 1965 nucleotides. RefSeq names its product WW domain-binding protein 11. Gene Ontology annotation, cellular component: spliceosomal complex. Bases 170 to 1915 code for a protein of 581 amino acids. The record is from RefSeq and is a predicted model, not a curated record. Lineage: Eukaryota; Metazoa; Arthropoda; Insecta; Hymenoptera; Cynipidae. The transcript is spliced from 7 exons. Gene Ontology annotation, biological process: mRNA cis splicing, via spliceosome.